GAUGUACGUACAUCAUGAAGGAAAUUGGUGAGGUCUAUACACACCGUAUUUUGUCCUUGGAUCACCUUGUUCCUAAACUCACACUGGUGAGCUUCCUUCCUUUCUGGUGAGCUAUGCUCUCAUUGACUUGGUGCCCCGUGCCCCCGCGAAGGAUUUAUGACAUACCAUUCACCGUUGCUUGGGCCCUUGUCGCCAUCAUCGAUCACUCUUGUGUCUUCGGCUGCUCAUUCCAGAAUUGCUCAUAUUGCGCCAGGGCCGCCAAAUUCCUGAUCCUCUUCAUUGCAAUGCCUAGCACUUUCGCCCUGCUGACCGUCCGAGCCGUUCCUUUACUCCUCUGGGCCUCCAUUUCGUUGGAAGCGCCGUAUCCACCUCCAAUCUCAGAAGCUGGAUGGACUGACAAGAGUCUUCCGAACUCCGUGUUGAGCUGUUCUGACGCUAAAAUUCAAUGACAUGGCGCGUUGCAGCAUGAUAUUAUGAGCAGCUGACUAGGUGUGAAGCAGGUCUAGGCAGACCCUCCUCCGGUGAAUUGCCAAAUCAAAUACCGCGCUACGAAAUAAGUUGCAGCGCACUAGGCACCCUACCAGCCUGCACGUGUCUAUAUCAGCCGAUGUUCUGGGC
Ilyonectria robusta is the source of this 618-nucleotide messenger RNA. RefSeq lists its product as uncharacterized. NCBI's taxonomy places the organism in Eukaryota, Fungi, Ascomycota, Sordariomycetes, Hypocreales, Nectriaceae. The transcript is spliced from 2 exons. The record is from RefSeq and is a predicted model, not a curated record. The coding region runs from base 114 to 449 and encodes 111 amino acids.